This is a messenger RNA of Guillardia theta CCMP2712, 1323 nucleotides long. RefSeq lists its product as hypothetical. The record is from RefSeq and is a predicted model, not a curated record. NCBI's taxonomy places the organism in Eukaryota, Cryptophyceae, Pyrenomonadales, Geminigeraceae. The coding region runs from base 1 to 1323 and encodes 440 amino acids. The transcript has 13 exons.
AUGCGGUCUAAAGUUUGGGGACCCUUUCUAGUUUUGACGGGCAACAAUGCCAAACGUUGCGAAGUUGCUCUACUCAUUUUGCACCUCUUCGGAUUGUUGUGGUCUGUCUGCCGGUUUCAUUUUGGUCAACGGUCAAACCUGUCUCUGAUGAGGCGAGCUGUGUUCUUUAUCGGUGCGGGCCCGUCCAAGACAAUGUAUGUGCGGGGACGAGGGUCCCGGACGACGCUUGGGAUGGUUCGCAAUGCACCGGGGCCACCGGCGGUGGAUUAUGAGCCUGUUCAGAGUCUGUCAUGGCUGCUCGGAUCCGUAGAGUACGAGAAGACCGAGAGAGGAACCAGCGACUCCUGGGAGAAGGAGCGGCAGGUGGAUGAAGUCCUGCCUUGCUUCGGGGUCAAGCAGGAAGAGAACUCUCCUAUCGAUUUCGGGCCGUACAAGACUGAUCGGUUCACCUUGAACAAGAAGAGCUGGCCUGGUCAGAGGCCACAGCCCACCCCUUACGAGACCAUCACGGUGUUUGUCAAUGAUCUGCAUGGAGAAAAGGUUCCUAUCAAGUGCAGGAUAGCGGACUCCGUCGAGUCGUUCAGGUUGAAGGUGUGGAACAAGAUGCAGGCGCAGAUGCACUUGCAGACUCUGGACGAUGAUGCGGAUGCAAGGUUCUUCAGUGCCGUCUUCAAUCCUGGGAAUGUAGAAACGAAGCUUAGCAUCGUCAGCGACGUCGGCUUGUCCAAGCAGAUCCCCGGGAGCUCUCACUACUCCAAGGAAGUGCGCAUUGACGGUUCGAGCGUCGUUCCAGACCGGAUGCUCAGAAAGCCUAUCCCUUGUCCGCGCAAGUACAAUCCACCGAGACGCUGCCCUGAGAAGCCGAGCGAUCUUGAUCUCUUCAUCGGCUCUGUGAAACUGGAGGACGGUCAACUCGAUCUCUCCAAGACCAUCAACACAGGAGCGAAACCACCUUAUCUCAUGACCUACCUCAAGGACUAUUGCGUUGCCCCGGGAACCGUCUUUCGUGCAGAAUAUACACAGACAGCAGCAGAAUACAAGAUGAAGAAUCCUGAAAUGGACGUCUCCAAGCUCGGACCGAUACCAGAAGCCGACACAGUCGUGACAAGGGCACGAGACACGGUUCUCGAUCCAGACUUCUACAUCUCCUCCUUGGAGCAGGCCCCAAGACUCAUCGCCGACUUCUUCGCGUUCCCGGAGGACGAGGAUGGGCCCUUCGUUGGCAGGCUGACUGAGAUCGGUGAAUCCUCGGCUUCCAAGACGUUCACGAACCACGGGCUCAGCAACCCUCAGGAUAUGACCAAAUCCAUCGUGAUGGUGUAA